Aureobasidium uvarum is the source of this 684-nucleotide messenger RNA. The record is from the annotation of a GenBank genome assembly. NCBI's taxonomy places the organism in Eukaryota, Fungi, Ascomycota, Dothideomycetes, Dothideales, Saccotheciaceae.
CCUCAUACUUCUUACGAGUCAUCUUCGAGGUCGCUGAACAUGCUGUCUUCUGCUCUUGCCUCUUCCAUCCUGUUCCUGGCUUCUUCGCAUCUGGUCGAUGCCGCAGGCUACGCGACCCGCGAACCUCAACUCCNNCCAUCCUGUCAAGGCUUCGACGUCCUGACCAACGAGACCAGAUCACUGGAGUCGAGGAACUUUACCAUAUCUACUGGAGUUGUGUGCAACGUCCCCAACAGCAAUUUUUCCACCUCCUGCGAUGUACUCAGCGGCGGCUGGCCGACUCUUCAGAAUGCUGUCCUUUAUGCGAACGGCUCUGCAGUCCGAGACAGCUAUGCCAUCGGCUACGGUCUGUGGAAUGCGACUGGCGACUCCAAUACUCUCUAUGGCGGCAACAUUCUCGCUGUAGAGAAUCAGACAGUGACGUUCGAGAAUGGAACAGCUGGAGAGGUCGUGUCUUUCGAGAGUGUGGCGGGUCACUUCGAGAACAUCAGUGUGGUUGCUGGCUCCCGCUCGAUUAAUGAGACCAGUCCCCAGGCCGCUGCAAACCUGAAGCAGAACCCCAACAAUCGUCCUCCUUACGGGCUUGUAUCGAGUCGUGCUUUCGCUGGACCAAGAUUGGCUGGAGCAGGAGUCACGAGUGCCUUGGUUGCUGGGGUGGUCUGGUUUGGGAUGUGGGUCAUGUAA